GCAAAAGGAAGCGUCGCAAAGUACCAACGCAGAAUCUGCCAACGAAAGAUGCAGCACAUGCACCGUCUACUGAUGAGAUUGUUCCGAAUGCUGACACUCCACCAGCAGCUGCAAUGGAUGAGCACUCGAAAGAAGAGCUGAACGUUUCGAGUGAAGAGCACAAAAAACUGUCAGAUUCUGCUGAAAAUGCAAAAGAAACAGAAUCUGAUAGGCAUUUGUCAGCCACAAUCUCAGCAGAAACCGAUGUGACAGCGGUUGAAACGAAAGGCAACGAAAUUCUGCCGAAAAUUGUCGAUGACAAUUCGAUACCAGUCGAAACAACUCCAGUGAGCAUAGGCGAAGCAACAUCAGAAAGCGGAGGUGCAUUCGCAAUGAAGUGUUCAUUUGAAACGAUGUUUUCUACUUGUCAAUAG
Anisakis simplex (herring worm) is the source of this 413-nucleotide messenger RNA. Lineage: Eukaryota; Metazoa; Nematoda; Chromadorea; Rhabditida; Anisakidae. The record is from the annotation of a GenBank genome assembly.